Molecule: messenger RNA, 960 nt
Organism: Aspergillus homomorphus CBS 101889
Lineage: Eukaryota; Fungi; Ascomycota; Eurotiomycetes; Eurotiales; Aspergillaceae
Product: A4/G1 family peptidase
Exons: 2
Coding region: 1-882 (293 amino acids)
Biological process (GO): proteolysis
Molecular function (GO): glutamic-type endopeptidase activity
Source: RefSeq, a predicted model, not a curated record
AUGAAGUUCACCACCUCCCUCGCUAUGGGCGCCCUGUUGGCCAGCAGCACCGCGCUGGCGGCGCCGCACGACCGCCGGCAGUUCUCCGGGUUCGGCGGCGGGGACUCCAAGUUCACGAGCGGCGGCAAGUCAGACCAGCCGUGGGGCAACGGAUUCGCAGCAGCUGAUGGCAGUAGCAGCGCAGUCUCGAGCUCGAAUUGCGACGAGGACGCCAACUACAUGAUCAACGAGAACUGGGCGGGGGUGGUGCUGGAGUCGGCGCCGGCGUCGAGCGCGACGUACACGUAUGUGGCGGCGACGUUCACGCUGCCGAGCGUGACGCCGACGGCGGCGCCCAGCAGCAGCGAUACGCAGGCGGUGUCAUUCUGGGUGGGCAUUGACGGGGCGACGGCAGGCAACAGCAUCUGGCAGACGGGCGUGGACAUCUACGUGGACAGCAACAACGAGACCUCGUUCGCGGCCUGGUACGAGUGGUACCCGCUCAACUCGGUCAACGUCGAGAUGGACUUCUCCAUCGGGGACGUGGUGUUUGCCUCGGUCGAGGCCACCAGCGACAGCACCGGCACGGCUAUUAUCGAGAACCGCACCACCGGCAAGAGCAUCACCAUGCAUGGUAGCGCGCCCGACACCGCCUCCAAGCUGCAGGGCCAGAACGCCGAGUGGAUCGUCGAGGAUCUCGCUGUCGAUGGCGAUGGGUUCACUUUCUUGGACUUCGGAGACGCCUUCUUCACCGGCUGUGUGGCUAAGACUGCCGACGGCAAGGAGUAUAACCUCGCUUCGGAUUCCGCCGCCCUCUACGCCGUCCAGGAUACCCAUAGCUCCAGUGUGCAAGCGGUGCCGAAGAUUCUGGGCAAUGAGAAGUUGCAGGUGACUUUCCAGUAGAUCGAGUCUGGGUAUCGUUGAUCGUUUGGUGAGGUUGUUGACAGAGUAUAGUAUAUAUGGCGGUAUAUAAUGGCUGUA